Messenger RNA from Colletotrichum godetiae, 543 nucleotides. RefSeq lists its product as uncharacterized. NCBI's taxonomy places the organism in Eukaryota, Fungi, Ascomycota, Sordariomycetes, Glomerellales, Glomerellaceae. The transcript is spliced from 2 exons. The coding region runs from base 220 to 543 and encodes 107 amino acids. The record is from RefSeq and is a predicted model, not a curated record.
CAUUGUCUUACGAAACCCGAACUCACAUCUCUCUCAGGGUCACGGCUACAACAAGUAUAUAAUAAUUUCCAACUUCCCAUGGAUAGCAUUCCUCACCAUCACUUCAGUAUUCACUGCUUCAGUAACAACGUUCACUCCAUCCAUUCACUUUCAGUUUCCUCUCACUAAAAACACUCUUUUACCUCUCUUCUUUUGAAAAGUACAUCUUCCAACCUCGCCAUGCAUUCCUCAUCUAUCCUCACCGUCGCCGUUGCUGCUCUAGGCUUCUUCGGUCAAGCUUCGGCCUGGUGCAACUGGAACAAGAAGACAGUCGAAAACUGCUGUUACCGGGACAACGACGCGAGAGUCAGACAAGGCGGUUACAUUAACUUCCCGCAGGGCACCAUCUGCCCCGAAUCGCACGCGAAGACAUGCGGUGCCGAUUGCUGCACCUUUGAUACUGGUCUGGGCAUUGGCUGCCCCAAGGUUGUUGGUAUCCUUGGCGUAUUCGACAUCAUUGCAGCGGUCAUGAAGUGGUCUGUGGUGAAGUUAGUGGUAUUGUAG